Messenger RNA from Oncorhynchus gorbuscha (pink salmon), 2449 nucleotides. RefSeq lists its product as uncharacterized. Lineage: Eukaryota; Metazoa; Chordata; Actinopteri; Salmoniformes; Salmonidae. The transcript is spliced from 3 exons. The coding region runs from base 948 to 2264 and encodes 438 amino acids. The record is from RefSeq and is a predicted model, not a curated record.
ACUUUUUUUUAAAACUCCAUGUCUGCAUGACUGUAUUCAAAACUGGGGACAUUUUUAAAAAUGAACUCACCAACUUGAUACAGUCCAUCCAUAGGACUGUAUUUCCUACCAUCAUUCCUGACUCACAGGGUUGUAUACAGAAAGCAUGUUUCUUUCCAAGUCUAACUUUACAAUGAUCGAUCAUCACUUUAAAAGGACCAUCGCUUUACAAAACAACAUAGGCAUUUCUGCCUCAAUCUUUAGUACUGGUGCGCACUGGGAUCUUUUUAGUAGGAAUGUUAUAUUUGGGUGUCUGAACUUUGAAUUUAAUUUAUUGUGUGGGGGGGAGACUAAUCAAUCAGUGAUGUACAGUUUCUCUGGUUCAUCUUUUUGGAGUACUAAUAUAUAAUAUAUGUAUAUAUAUCACACUAAGUGUGGUACAAAUUCCUUACCAUUAAGAACUUCCCAUGGCAGACUGACCAGGUGAAAGCUAUGAUACCUUAUGUCACUUGUUAAAUACACUUCAUUCAGUGUAGAUGAAGGGGAGGAGACGGGUUAAAGAAGGAUUUUUAAGCCUUGAGACAUGGAUUGUGUAUGUGUGCCAUUCAGAGGGUGAAUGGGCAAGACAAAACAUUUCAAGUACCUUUUAGAAUGGGCUCUGCUAGUAGGUGCCAGGCCUACUGGUUUGUGUCAACUGCAACGUUUCUGGGGUUUUCAAGCUCAACGGUUUCCCGUGUGUAUAAAGAAUGGUUCAGCACCCAGAGGACAUCCAGUCAACUUAACACAGCUGUGGGAAGCGUUGGAGUCAACAUUGUCCACCCUCCCUGUGGAACGCUUUUGACACCUUGUAGAGUGCAGGGGGUGCAGCCUUCUAUGUAGUUGUAAUGCACAAGAUGUAUUGCGUGGAAGCUGCAGUAUGGUUGUGUUAGCCUGGUCCCAGAUCUGUUUGUGGUGUCUUGCCAGCUCUUAUGAAACCAGGUUAUGGUGGUGUGUCCUUAACGUUGUUCCUCUCAUACCAGUCCCUUAUACUCAUCACCUCAUCCUUCAGAUCAUUUCCUCUCAUACCAGUCCCUUAUACUCAUCACCUCAUCCUUCAGAUCAUUUCCUCUCAUACCAGUCCCUUAUACUCAUCACCUCAUCCUUCAGAUCAUUUCCUCUCAUACCAGUCCCUUAUACUCAUCAUCUCAUCCUUCAGAUCAUUUCCUCUCAUACCAGUCCCUUAUACUCAUCACCUCAUCCUUCAGAUCAUUUCCUCUCAUACCAGUCCCUUAUACUCAUCACCUCAUCCUUCAGAUCAUUUCCUCUCAUACCAGUCCCUUAUACUCAUCACCUCAUCCUUCAGAUCAUUUCCUCUCAUACCAGUCCCUUAUACUCAUCACCUCAUCCUUCAGAUCAUUUCCUCUCAUACCAGUCCCUUAUACUCAUCACCUCAUCCUUCAGAUCAUUUCCUCUCAUACCAGUCCCUUAUACUCAUCACCUCAUCCUUCAGAUCAUUUCCUCUCAUACCAGUCCCUUAUACUCAUCACCUCAUCCUUCAGAUCAUUUCCUCUCAUACCAGUCCCUUAUACUCAUCACCUCGUCCUUCAGAUCAUUUCCUCUCAUACCAGUCCCUUAUACUCAUCACCUCAUCCUUCAGAUCAUUUCCUCUCAUACCAGUCCCUUAUACUCAUCACCUCAUCCUUCAGAUCAUUUCCUCUCAUACCAGUCCCUUAUACCCAUCACCUCGUCCUUCAGAUCAUUUCCUCUCAUACCAGUCCCUUAUACUCAUCACCUCAUCCUUCAGAUCAUUUCCUCUCAUACCAGUCCCUUAUACUCAUCACCUCAUCCUUCAGAUCAUUUCCUCUCAUACCAGUCCCUUAUACUCAUCACCUCAUCCUUCAGAUCAUUUCCUCUCAUACCAGUCCCUUAUACUCAUCACCUCAUCCUUCAGAUCAUUUCCUCUCAUACCAGUCCCUUAUACUCAUCACCUCGUCCUUCAGAUCAUUUCCUCUCAUACCAGUCCCUUAUACUCAUCACCUCAUCCUUCAGAUCAUUUCCUCUCAUACCAGUCCCUUAUACUCAUCACCUCAUCCUUCAGAUCAUUUCCUCUCAUACCAGUCCCUUAUACUCAUCACCUCAUCCUUCAGAUCAUUUCACUGAAGUGUUCUCAUUCCAUUCUUUCAUUGCAUUCCUAUUCCGUUUGCUCAAGUUGUCCAUGUUACAGUCUUGCCAUUCAAUCCUAUACAGCUGGUUGUGGUCAAUAUGUUGUGGCUUAUUGUAUCUAUCUACAGUAUAUGGUCCAUUGAUGGUCAAGUUCUAGUCACUCCUAGUAGAGGUUCUGUAAUGGUCCUGUUGAUGUGUACAUGUUGAGUCAUUAUUCCAGUUUGAGUCUUACUGUCAGUCUGCUUUGUUCCGUUUGAAUUAGUUAGAUUUUAUGAUGGAGAAAUGUACAGUGCACCAAAUGACAGACAAGCUUUAUAAUGCAAAGAGA